Eruca vesicaria subsp. sativa (arugula) is the source of this 957-nucleotide messenger RNA. The record is from the annotation of a GenBank genome assembly. Lineage: Eukaryota; Viridiplantae; Streptophyta; Magnoliopsida; Brassicales; Brassicaceae.
AUGGUUAAGUUCCUGAAGCAGAACAAAGCUGUGAUCCUCCUUCAAGGCCGUUACGCCGGCAAGAAGGCAGUGAUCAUCCGUUCCUUCGACGACGGAAACCGCGAGCGUCCUUACGGUCACUGCCUCGUGGCCGGACUCAAGAAGUAUCCGAGCAAAGUCAUCCGCAAGGACUCAGCCAAGAAGACGGCCAAGAAAUCUAGAGUCAAGUGCUUCAUCAAGGUCGUGAACUACCAGCAUCUGAUGCCUACUCGUUACACGUUGGACGUGGAUCUGAAGGAGGUUGCGACUCUCGAAGCUCUGGCUUCGAAGGAUAAGAAGGUGGCGGCACUUAAGGAGGCUAAGGCUAAGCUCGAGGAGAGGUUCAAGACUGGAAAGAACAGAAUCUCCGGGAGAAAACACAAACCGCUUCUGAAUCUCAAUCAAAUCUCAAGAAUUUCCAACUUGCAAUCCGAACCGAAUCAAGAUCCUAAUCACCAAUACUAUCAACAAACUGAUCUGAAACUUGGAGCUGAUAAAAUGAAACAGAGGCAGUAUGAGCUGAUGGAUAUAGGAACAAAUCCAUAUAAGACUGCCCAAGAAAGGAAGAAUGCCAUUGAAGAGUACAUUACAAUCAAAGAAGUAGGAGAAUCUUCUGUAGCAGUGGUCCCUAUGCUUACAGAUCCUAAUCAGAAUCAAAGGGGAGUUGAAAGCGGAGAUGACAAUGUAGACCCGUUAUCACAGAGCAACAUGGAUCUUCUUGAAGACUGGGUUUCAAGAAACCAAGUUUACAUAGAAGGAAAUGGAAGCUCAGACUGGAAGUCACUCGAGUCCUUUAAGAGGACAGAAGUGGCAACUGUUAUCAUCGAUGAAACAGAAGACUUGGGGUCAGGUUUUGAUGAUGCUGAGAUAUUCAAAGGAGAAAAAGAAGUGAGUGAUGAAGGUUAUUUCACAAACAUAUCGGAGAAGCUGUUCACGUGA